Zingiber officinale is the source of this 1240-nucleotide messenger RNA. RefSeq lists its product as uncharacterized. The record is from RefSeq and is a predicted model, not a curated record. NCBI's taxonomy places the organism in Eukaryota, Viridiplantae, Streptophyta, Magnoliopsida, Zingiberales, Zingiberaceae. The transcript has 10 exons. Gene Ontology annotation, molecular function: mRNA binding. Bases 122 to 964 code for a protein of 280 amino acids.
ACUUCCUACCUGUCUGCUAAGCCCGGCCUCCAGCUGGUCGAAACCCUCGAACGGCCGCUGCUGGGCUCAUCCUCGCCGGCGUUUUAUCUUGCUACCACCCACCGUCGAAGAGGCGUUCGCCAUGGAGUCCUCCGCGUUCUCCCAGCCCUACUACACCCACUCCCGUCCCUACCACCAGAACCACUCUGCUCCGCUUGUCUACUCUAAUCCCGAACAGCGAUGGAUCAAAACACUCUUCGUCUCCGGGCUACCCGACGACGUCAAGCCCCGAGAAAUACACAACCUCUUUCGUCGGCGGCCCGGGUUUGAUUUUUGCCAGUUGGAGUACACCGGCCGUGGAGAUCAGGUUGUUGCGUUUGCUACGUUCUUUAGUCAUCAAACAGCAAUAGCAGCAUUGAGUACCUUAGAGGGAUCUAUUUUUGAUCCUGAAACUGGAGCUACUCUCCAUAUUGAGCUGGCAAGAUCAAAUUCUCGAAAGCGGUCACGAGGAACUGGUGCCUACACAGUAAUUGACAGACGGUUGAAGGUUACAAACGAUGAUCAAGAUGCAUCCAGUGAUGAUGGAGAUGGUGGAUCUGAUGAAUCACUAGGCAACAAUAAUGAUAAUUCCAGUGGCAAGGAUGCUUCAGCUGAAGUAAAGAGUGGGGGAACAACUACCAAGUCCAACAAUGCUGUUGCUAAAUCCAAUGUGCAUCGAAAGGUACCACCUUGUUCUACAUUGUUCAUUGCAAAUCUGGGUCCUACUUGUACGGAACAAGAACUAAAUGGACUAUUAUCUAAAUACUCUGGCUUUCAUAUGCUUAAAAUGAGAGGGAAAGGCGGCAUGCCUGUUGCUUUUGCUGAUUUUCUGGACAUUGAAUCAGCGAAUGCCGCCCUAAGUGGUCUUCAGGACACUCUGCUGGAAUCAUCUGAUCGAGGCGGUAUGCAUGUGGAAUAUGCAAGGUCAAGAAUGAGAAAAGAGUAGAAAAUGGAUCAAGAACGCCGAAUGAAAAGACGAAAACUUGGUUGGUACCCCGAAUGAUGCGCUUGCUGCAUCCACGCACAGUUUCGUCAUUUGGCUAUUCCAAUGUGUUAGGUGUUAAUAGGAUAAUGAUAGAACUCUCUAUAGCCUUUUGUGUAACUAUUUUAUUAAGGCAUCAAGAAAGCUAUCAGAUCAUUUAAUCGAUAUGAAAUUCUGCUGCGUGAAUUUUGUGUAGAAGCAAUUCAGUUCUGGAUUUGAAAUAACAAAUGUUUUGAUUUA